This is a messenger RNA of Helianthus annuus (common sunflower), 375 nucleotides long. RefSeq lists its product as uncharacterized. The transcript has a single exon. The record is from RefSeq and is a predicted model, not a curated record. The coding region runs from base 1 to 375 and encodes 124 amino acids. NCBI's taxonomy places the organism in Eukaryota, Viridiplantae, Streptophyta, Magnoliopsida, Asterales, Asteraceae.
AUGCCCCAGACGGUAGGCAAGUACGAUGGGUUAGGUGAUCCAGACGAUCAUCUCAACCUAUUCAAAAGUGCAGGAGAAGUAGCCUGUUGGCCCAUGCCCCUUUGGUGCAAGAUGUUUGUCCAAACUCUGGUAGGCGCAGCUCGUGUUUGGUGGGACAGCCUGCCUACGGGGGAAAUUGACAGUUUCGAAGAUCUAGAGGCAAAGUUCAUCUUGCAAUUCAGCCAGCAACGCAGACACACAAAAGAUCGGAAUGAGCUUCUCCACAUCCACCGGCGAGACAACGAAACGGUGGAGAAUUUCAUCGUUAGGUUCAAUAAGGAAAGCCUGGCAAUUCCAGGCAUUACAAACGAUCUUGCAUGUGGAGCUUUCCUAUAA